AUGAUGCCCAAUUCGGACUGGCUCCUUGAUCUUCAAAACCGUUACAAUGCCAUCAGUCAGGAUUUCAAGACAGUUUUUUACUACGAGACCCUGGAAAUGCCGAUAUCCUUAUUAGGGUCUAUUCUAGUUGUGCCUAAGUUCUCAGCUGUUAUAUUCGGAGCAGUAAACACGGAAGCUAUCCCCCUGGUUGCAAAUCACGCGACAAUGGCAAAUUUCACGAGUUUAGACGAUGAAAACUUCUUGAAGGUUGCCCGGAUGAUAGACUUUUACUCCACGAAGGCCUCUAAAGCUAUUCAUGAAAACUGGGUGCUUUGGAGCAGGACAAGAGAGAUUGUUAUUCAAAAAGAGAUCGAUCUCAACACUGAACCGAUGCCCGAGGAUUUCAAACUAGGCAUUAGCUUUAAAAAGGUCUGGAAUCGUCAUUUUACCGGUAGAGACCAUAUAUUGCAGCUCAUGGACAGCUACCUCAGUUUGGGGUCGCGGCAACAGGAACUCAAGGUAUUUGUGAUCUACGGUCCGGGUGGCGUAGGUAAAACACAACUUGCAUUAGAAUAUGCCCGCCGCCAAGGGCCUUUCUUUGGAUCAAUCUUUUGGAUCGAUGGGCGUCGUCCAGACACCGUCAUGGCAAGUAUCGGGGACUACGUCGACCGCAUUUUGGUACAUUACAGGAUCAAUGGGAUGACAGACAAUCCACGUUUCAAAUUCUCAAGUGAAGAGAAAAGGUUUGGACGGGUUGUCGAAGCCUUCUUCACGUGGCUAGCUUAUGACAGGAAUUGGUCUUGGCUUUUACUAGUUGACAAUCUUGAUGACCUAGAGAUUUUUAGCUUGAAGGAUAUCCUGCCUUCAAAAGCUUUGGGGUCUGUCCUCAUUACUACCCGGAGAUCUGACCUAGCAAUCUGUCACGAGAUAUGGAUGUGGUUAAUGCUGCCCACAUUGAGUGGGCCCGCUUUUUGUAACAGUUAUGAGCCCAGCUCCUAUCCGCUAUUACCACAAUGGUUAAGUGCCGCAUUAUCUACAGGUCGUAUACUUAAAAAGCAAGAGGCGACUAUUCGAGUCUCUGUAUAA
Molecule: messenger RNA, 1065 nt
Organism: Colletotrichum abscissum
Lineage: Eukaryota; Fungi; Ascomycota; Sordariomycetes; Glomerellales; Glomerellaceae
Product: pfs domain-containing protein
Exons: 3
Coding region: 1-1065 (354 amino acids)
Source: RefSeq, a predicted model, not a curated record